Molecule: messenger RNA, 9905 nt
Organism: Cinara cedri
Lineage: Eukaryota; Metazoa; Arthropoda; Insecta; Hemiptera; Aphididae
Source: the annotation of a GenBank genome assembly
UUUCAAAUUUAAUUUAAUUUAUUGAAAUAAAAAGUUUUAAGUAUUGUAGUUAUUGAACUUGACAAAAAUCGUAGUUUUCAGCUAUGGUUUUUAUAGCCGUAUGGUAAAGGUUGUAAAACUCCUUUUCAUAUCAUAAUUAUUUUGUUAUUUUAUGUUAUCAUGGUAUAUUAUCAAUUGAAUUUGGUUUAGUUUGUUAUUAUUUUUUUUAUCGGUUUAAUGUUUAUUGUGAAAGAAAAUAAUUUUAAUUUUAACCAUUUUUUCUGUUUUUGUCUAUUUGAUUUAUAUUUAUUGUAACUUGUAGAAUUAUUCUGGUUUUUAUUAGAUAUAAGUUUGUGUAACAAUAUGGACGUUGAUACAGAUUCGUCUUCAUCUUCAUCUUCGGAUAGUCAUGAUGAAGAGUUGGAAAAGUUUAAACAAGAUGAAUUGAAAAAAAAGAUUGAUGCCUUAGAAAACAAGGUGAACUUUGAUUAUUAGUUUACCUGAUGUAGUGGUGUAAUUCGAUUUUUACAUUUAAAUAUUAAAUUGUUUUAUUUAUAAUACUGAAAUUUAUAUUUUACUGCACAAAUUAAUUUUCAUAGUUAAUGAUGUGUAUAUUUUUAGAUUAUAACUAAUCCUUCUGACUAUGAUGCACAUGUGGAACUAAUAGGAAUACUUCGAAAUGCAAAUGAUUUUGAUUCACUGCGUAUAGCUAGAAAACGGUUAAAUGAGAAGUAUCCUUUGAGUCCAGGUAUGUUACUUCCACUGUUAAUGUUUACUAAUUAUUAUUUAUUUUCUUAAUAUUUUUUUAGAUUUAUGGUUAGAUUGGGUAAAAGAUGAAAUUGGUAUUGCUACUACCGAUGAAGAAAAAGCGCACGUAACUGCAUUAUUCGAAAAAGGAGUGAAAGAUUAUUUAAGUAAUUUCAUAUUUAUAAUAUUCUCUUACUACAAGUUUUAUUUCACUACUUUUAAAUAUAUUGAAAAUUAUUUAGUAUACAAUGAAAGGAAAAUAUUAAUUUAGUUAAGUGUUUUUAUCUAAUCAUUAUUUAUUAUAUUUAAUAGUAUAGAAAACUAAUAUAAGUUAUAAAAUAAUUAUUGUUGAUUGUAACUGAUAGUAAAAUGACAUUGAAACUCUUUUGAACACAAUUACAUUUUACUUUAAUGGGUUCUAUAAUUUUUUAAUAAGAGAAAUUUGGCUGAUAUAAUGUUUAUUUUUGAUAUUUUCAAUGGGCAUGUUAUUUGUCAUGAAUUAUUUUCUUCCCAGAUCUUUAUGAUUAAUCAGUAAAAUCUCCUAUUCAUUAGUUUUUUUAAAUUCUACACCUGAUGAUUUUAAAAUUAAUACUUUAUUGUGUCCAAGAAAAUCCUUAUUAGAUUAUUCACUUGAUUUUAUAUUAUUAUUAUUGUAUGUAUCUUGGUUGUUGUCUUUUUUGUAUUCUAAUAUUCUGUAAAGGGCUACUGUUCAUUUAUCACUCCAUAAAUAAAUAAAAAGGAAAUAGGAAAUAAUGUUUUUGUCACUAAGUAAACUAAUUAAUAAUAACUAAUAAAUAAAUUAUAAUUAAAUUAUUAGUCUUGAGUAUAAAAAAGUUUUUGUUACAAUUAAUAUGGUUUUUAUUAAGUAGUGUAUGUCAUUUAUCUCUCACUUAGUUGCAAAUGUUGGAUUACUGUUUUCUCUAAACUAUUAAUUAUGCCCUAAAAAAUAUCCCCAUUGAUUUUCAAUCUAAUCAGUGAAAAUUGGGGGCUUACAAUAUUUUGAUAUCUUGGUUUGAAACAAUUUUUUUUUUAAUUUUAAAAAAGUGCUAAUUUUUAAUUUAUUGGCUAUACAUACAUUUUUUAUUUACAGGUAUUGAUUUAUGGUUAGAAUUUCUACAAUUCAGUAUUGGUUGCAUGUCUGAUACUACUGGAACUGAUAAAGUACGAGAAUUAAUGGAACGUGCAUUACAAGCUGGUAGUCUACAUGUAACUAAUGGAAAUUUUCUUUUUGAAGUAUACAUUGAAUUUGAAAAGUUAAUUUUAAUGACCCUAAAGGUUAAUAAAUAACAAUAUUUUUGUAAUUAAUGUAUUUAAUUUGUACAAAUAAAAUAUUGUAUGGUAUAUUAUGUUUAGCAAGAUACUGAUGAAAAAGCUAUACAAAAUGAAAAAGCUAUACAAAAUGAAAAAGCUAUAAAUGAUCAAAAAUGCUGUAUUAAUAAUUUGUUCCGUCGACAACUUUCUGUGCCUUUAUUUAACAUGGAAAAUACAUAUGCAGAGUAUCAACAAUGGUUGGCUUUAGAAAAUGUGGAAAAAGAUAAAUCAGUUGAGAAUUGUUAUAAUAAAGCUCUUAGUAAAUUACAAAAAAUUCAAGUUUUUGAAGAUCGAUUAGUAAGUGUCUUACUUAUUAAAGAAUAAUUUUAUUUUUGAGUGGACGGGAAUAAUGUACUAUGUAACAAUUAGUAAACUGUUCAGUGUCAAACAAAAACAAAAAAUAUAUUAUAUACAUUUAUAUGGAUUAUAUAUGUUUAUACAUGAUGAUUAUGUAUGAUAAGAACAUUCUGAGAAUUUUAAAAAUUUGUAAAGAUUGUUUUAUAACACAUUAUUUCACAAUAAAAACAAAAUUCAAAACAAUGUUACAUACCGCAUUACCAUCCACCCUUCAAUUAUUAUACUAUAUUAUUUAUUAAAUUUAACACCUUUUAUUAUCUCAUUUUAUGUUUACAAUAAAAAAAAUAGAACUAUAAUAAUUUAUUUUGAUUUAUUCAGUUAUCAAAAGAAUCUAAAAAUCGACAAGAUUUAUAUGAAGAAUAUAUAAAUUGGGAAAAAAAUCCUAAAGAAGGUGGAAAUAAGCCAAACCGAAUUCUGUGCUUGUAUGAACGCGCUAUUGCCGAUAUACCUUUGUCAGAAUCACUUUGGGUUGAUUUUAUUGACUACAUUGCCAAAACAAUAAAAGAUGUUGAUUAUAUCUUAGAAACAUGUAAGAGAUCUGUGGCUAAUUGUUCUUGGUCUUUAGAACUUUGGAUAACUUAUUUAACACAAGCUGAAGCUUAUAACCAAUCGCAUGAAGAUAUUACAGGUUAAUUAUAAAUUUAUAUUUAAAAAUUAUAGAUUUCGGUAUUAACUAGUAACUACUAGGAUUUAUAUAUAAUAUAUAUGUACAUAUCUGAUUUGAUGCAACCAGAUUAAUUAAAAAAAAAAAAACUGUUCAAUAGUUAAGGAUUUAAAGUUUAGACAUUUUUGAAAAUCAAUUUUUUUUUUUCAAAUUUUAAUCAACAAUUUUAAAAUUUUAUUUUUUUCAAUUUCCAAUUAAAUUUCUUUCAACUUUUUUUCUUAAUAUUGGUUCUUGUAGAUAUAUACUUCAAUAGAUAUACAAAAUGACUAAAUGAGAACUAUGUUGAUUGUUGGAGAAGGACUUUAAGAGAUGUUUAAUCCUGGGUGCUAACUUACUUAUAAUUAGACAAAAAUUGUAGAAUUUUUUAGGUACAAGUGUAAGAUUGUAAUUUAGUGUUAAUAAUUUGUAGAAUUGUUUCAUUGUUUAAUUUUCAAAACCCCUUUAAUUUUAGCUAUUAUGGAAAAGGCAUUAUGUUCGUGGUUCAGUUCACCAACAGAAUAUCGUUCUCUAUAUCUUUCAUAUAUUUAUUAUUUGAGACGACGUCUUAACCAUGAUUUAGACGCGGAAACUAAAAUAAAGCGAAUUCAAGAUAUAAGGUCAAUGUUAGAACAGGGACAAAAAUUUCUUUUUGGAAGUAUGUAUAGUACAUAUUUUAAUAAAUAAAUAAUAUACUAUUAGUUGUUCAAUAAAUAAAUUAAAGUACAAUAAAAUUAAUUUUAAGGUUAUGGCUGUUCUGGAGAUCCAAAUUGUGAGUUACUUUUAUGGUGGACUGAAUUUGAAGCUAUAAUAACUGGGGAUAUGGAACGUGUGCGGACACUAUGGAAUGAAAUUUUAAAUUAUGGUCUUAAUCAAUAUUCUUCAUACUGGAUGAAAUACAUAAAUAUUGAAAUGUAUGUAUAUAUUGUGGUAAAACAUUAAAAUAAUGUUAUAGCAGAAAUUGAAAAUCUGUCAAGAUUAUAUAUUUUAAUUAAUUAUUAACUCAACAUAUUAAUAUUUAUUAAUUUUUUUAGACAAUUUGGAGAUCAAAAACAUGUGCGUAAAAUAUUUUCUCGGGCUUUAAUGACAAAUACAGAUUCACCUGAAAUAAUUGGAACUGAAUGGAUGAAAUAUGAAACAUUAUAUGGUGAUUUAGACUCUUUUUCAAUUUGUAAAGAAAAAUAUAAAAUUAGGUAUGUAUUUGUUGCUAUCUAACUUUUGAGUAAUAUAUUUAAAUUGUUAAAUUUUUGGUUCUAAAUUUAGUUAGGAAGUUACCAUAUUUUUAUUGCUAUAAAGUAAAUAUGAUUUAACAGUUGUAAAUGUAAAAAUCUAUCCUAGGAUAAUGGAGACGGGAACAGUCACUGUUGUAGGUAGGAAGGUAGGAUAUAGGCUGGAAUUAAAUGUAUAUCUGUAAGCAUUGAUAAACCAUUGCUAACAAAAAAAUGAUUCUGAGAAAAGUAAUGUUGAUAGAGUUGCUUUGUAAACAAUAUAUACCUAUGUCAUAUUAUGGUAAAAUAAUUACAUAUGCAUUAAACAUUUUUUUUUAGUAAUAUUUGUUUAAUAUUAUCCCUGUUUUCCCGUUUUCCCGUUUUUUCCCAUGUUUUUCCCAUUUACUAAGAAAACUCCUUGGAAAAUCAAAAAUGACAUUUUUAAAGUACCACCCCAGUCAGAUUUCCUUUCAGAAAAAAUCCUACACUUGUAUAUCGGGGUAAGAUUUCUUGUAGACAAAUUAAAAAUUGUUUACAGAUUAAAAAUAAAUAUCAUUGUAAAACCUCACUCCACUCAGAAUCUAAAAUAUAAGCAUAUAAUUAAUUAUAUUUUGGUAGUUUUGCUAGUAUUAAAAAAACACAGAAAAUCUUAUUUAAUAAUAGAAUUUUAAAGGUUGUGUAUAAUUAUUAUUCGUGGUGUAGUGGAGUAUUUAAAAUGUUUAAUUAUUUAUUUUAAUAGUUUGUUAGUCUUGUGUCAAUCAGCUUAAAUUAUUUUUUCUGUCUAGUAAUUAAUCAUUUUUAUGAUCACAUCAUUUGGAUUGAAGAAAAGGUAUAUCCAUUUACAUUGAGCCUCCAUCAUUGAGCAUUCCUAUAAGUGUUUUUUCCUGAAAGCUUCCACAUUCCUAAAGGUCACUAACUUCGUUUUUUACAUUUUACUAAGUAUUUAUUCUGGCUAUCCCUGCUCCCAGCUAAUUAAGUGUUUUCUGUGUCUCAUAUUUUAAAUUUUGUCCUGGUGGUAGGCUUUCUAUCACCCGUGUCCAUAUCGGUUUAUUAGUUUGUAAUAAAUAUUUCUUUCUUUUCACAUAUUCUAUCUUUCUUGGUAUGUAAUCAAAAAAUCUUCUUUGAAACUCUUGAAACUAUCCCAAUUUGAGGUGUUUUGCUGCAGCUGCAUACUCGUACAGUGGUAUCUUGAAUCUUGGUUACAUUUUUAUCUUUUAAUUUCGGUUAUCGUUGUCUUGCGUAUAUCAGGGGUUACUGUAUAACUUGGGGCAGAGGUCGCUGACCUUUUUCAACAUUCAAAAUUUUUAGUCUCGAUUUAGACUGAGAAGAUCAAAAUCUAUUUUAUUAUCUGAUUACAAUGUGAUCAAUUGAUAAUUAGAAAAGUAAUUUUUAUUAUGAUCAACCUAUAUUUCUAAAAAAAUCAACUGAUUAGCAACCCCUGACUUAGUGUGUGAAGUUUACAUACUGCUAUUAGUCUGAGGUAUCCUAUUAUUAUUCUACAGGACUUUUUGAGUGUUAUAUCAAUAUUUUUCGCAGUUUACCAAACUGGGCAUGUGUAUUCGGCGGCUGAUUAGCUUAGUGCUAUUGCUGAGACACCUUAGAAUUUACAAGUUUCCAUAAUAUAUUGUUCUUGUUUCUGACUUUGGUUCGAAUGUUCUAACAGUGUUUCUUUCUUAAAAGUUAGUGAUUUUUCCAGCAUUACACCUAGGUACUUAGGACAUUUUGAUUGUUCUGAAUUUAUACCUUCCCAUCUUUCAUUUUUCCCACUCUUUUCUAUUUUUUCAAAUGUGUCUUGUUGGGAGAAAACUGCUAGGUCAUCUGCAUACAGGAAAUAUCUUGUAUAUUAAGAAGAGUUGGUCUUAACAUGCUAACCUUUAGUAGACCACUGUGUUGGUUUCGACAUUAAUUUUUUUUAUCUUGUAGACUAUUAUAAAAACCUCUUCUAUUUAGGAAUAUUCUAAUUAUUCUGAUGAAUUUUAUGUUAAAAGUUAGUUUGUUAACCUUUUGUUUCAGUUUCCUGAGAUUUAUUAUGCUAUAAGCUGUACUCAGAUCUACAAAACAGCUCUUGUAAUUUUUUUUUGCCUCAAAAUCAUCCUCUAUGUGAUAUGUUAAGUGUAAUACCUGACUUGUAUAACUCUUUCAUGGUCUUUCUUUCAUUGAUUUUGGUGUGCCUUUUAAUAGUGGUAAUAUAGAAUACCUUAUGUAAAAAUUUAUAGUAGCUUUUAAAUUAAAAAUAAUAAUACAAUAUUGAAAUAAACCUAGGUAAAUACAGUGUUAGAGAAUCUAAAUGUCUCCUGUGCCACUCAAUAAAUAAAUAAAAAAAUAAAAAGUUAUUUACCCUUUUUUAGAUUCUGAACAUAGCAAGUAACAUAAUAUUGGUUUUACUAUAAUAUGUGUUUUGGUUUUGUUUCUACCAAAAAGCUUCUCCUGAUCAUAAAUUUCAGGCAUGAUUUAUGGAAUCCAAUUUUAGAAUUUUAGAACUAGUUGGUGUAUUAGCAAGGUCAUUUUUGGAUUUGUAUUAUAAUUUUUACAGUGAUUGAAAAAAAAAACCAGGAAGAUUCAGUAAUAAUAUUUUCUGUUAUUUUGAUUUUUUUUUUUUUUUUAUUGGUAUACAGUUAAAAAUAAUUGUAGAGAUCAGAAAUGUUCCCCUAAUGCUUUGUAAUUAAAUUAAGGGGAACUGAAUGCCCUAACAAUUUUUUUUUUUUAUUAAUCGUAGAGUAGCCUUACUAAUAAUUCACAGGUUAGGUUAUGGUUAAGUUCAAUAUAAAAGGUGCUUAAGUUCUCCUUCACUUUUCUGUUCAAACAUUGAAUAAUUAUAUUAGUCUUUUCUAAAUGUGUCAUAAUUUUAAUUACUACUUUAUAAAACAUGGUGCAAUUUGUAAUCAUUCAGUGGACUUUUGAGCUAUUUAUAGCUAUUUAAAAUUGUCAAGUUUUUUUUUAGUUUUUAUUUGGUUUUAUGUAGAUAAAUUGUUUUUGCUUCCAAAAAAUACUGAACAUUUUGUAUUAUGGGUCAUUAUAAAAUGUUCUUAUGGUACCAUACAAAUUUUGAGAAUCCAUAAAUACUUUUUUUUUUAUAAGUUAAAAGUUCAAAUUCUGGAAAUGCAUAUUAGUUAAAUAUAUAUAUAUAUUUUUUUUAUUAGAAUAAAGCAAAUACAAGAAUUACAAGAGAAUAAACAAAAAUACGAAAAUAAGGUAGAAACCAAAGAUAAAGAGGCAAAGAAAAGAAAAGUAAUUCAAUUAUUACUUGGUUUGAUAAUUAUUUAAUUGUGUAAUAUUAGUAUUAUAAUUAUUAAUUUAAUUUACUGCUUGUGAUUUAAUAUUAGUGGGAAGAACGUGAAUCAUCUAAUAAAUUUAAUGAAAAAUCAAAUGGAAACUUUAAAGUACCUUAUGCCAAAAAAGAUUUAAUAGAAAAAACUGAUGCUUCUCCUGUUAAAAAACUUAGAACAAGUAAUUAUUAGAACAAAUUAUUUUAUUUAUUGUUUUGAAGAAUGUAAAUUAGCAUUUUAUAUAAUUUUUAUUAUACUAGUUAUAGUAAUAAUUUAUCAUUAAUAAUAUAAAUAAUCAAUAUUAGUUUUAUUUUAAAAUUUAUGGAUAUUUUUAUCCUGGUAAACACUAAAAUUUAAAAACCCAAUCUAAUGUCAAUAUUAAUGUUGGCUGAUAGUGUUCAAAUGUAUGAUUAUUGAUAAUAGUAGUUAGUUGUAUGAUUUUCCUGAAAAUGUACUAAAUUUAUCAUUUAAUAUUUUAUUUUGUUUCUUAUUUUAUAAUAUAAACUUCAAAUAAAAGAUCUAAACAAUUAUGGUUAAUAUGAAAAAAAUAUAUAAAAAAAUGGGUAAAAUAUUAUUCUUAACCAAUAAAUAUUUUUCAUUGUGUUUUCAUUUUUUUUUUCUUACAGCUGAAAUGACCCUUGAUAAAGGUGGUCGUCAUUUAGAAGUUGAAGGUAAAGAAAAUCGUUCUAUAUUUGUGAGUAAUCUAGAUUUUGCAGUUACUGAAUUGGACGUGAAAGAUGCUUUAUCUUCAGUUGGCCAUUGUGAAGUUUUAUUAGUAAGAGAUUUCAAAGGCCGAUCUAAAGGAUUUGGUUAUGUGCUCUUUGAAAAGCCUGUGAGUACAAUAAUUUAUUAAUAAUAAAUCAAUAUUAUAUUUAGUUCUAAAUUGUUUCAAUAUUAUUAAAAUAUCACUUAUUACCUGGGUUUAAGAGUUAUAACACUUGUAAUCAUCAAAAAACACUUACAAAAAAAUGAAUUUGUAAGUCCUUUAAAAGCUUAAAAAGAUUAAGUGCUGAAAUAAGCACAUGAUAAAUAUUUAAAAAGAAAAAAAAAUCUAUUGAAAUAGAUAAAAAAAACACUUUCAAAUUUAUUAUUAGAAUUUUUUUUUUUUUGUUGUUGUUUACGCUCACAGAUUUUUAUUACCUCAUAUUCAAUAACCAAUGUAGAUAUGAUAAUAAAAUACAUUUAAUAAGAGUUGGAUAAUAGAGUUUUGAUUUUAAAUUAUUUAAAAAUCAUAGUUUACAUAAUCACAGUUGAAAAAAUGCAAAAAUAAAAUAUCAAGUACCAACAAUUUGUUUUAACUAUUUAAAAAGCAUUUUAAAAUUGUAAUGCAUAUAUGGUAUCAAUUUCUAUAACACUGUUACUUUAAAUUGGUACAUAAUUUGAACUCCUUUAAUAUUUUAUUUAAACAGUAGCCUAUAAUUUAAGUUUUAAAUUCUUUUAAAAAUGAUUAACUUCACCAAAACAUGAUUGAGUCAUGAAAAAUCAAUAUUAAAUAGGUUGAUAUGUUUGUUUUAUGUUAUCAACUUUUACUAUACAGGAAAUGGUUGCAGAAGCACUAAAGAAAGAUCGAGAGUUAGUUAAUAAUCGACCAAUGUUUGUUUCUAAAUGUGAGCCAGACAAACAAAUCAGAACUUCAGGAUUACGAUUCCCUACUCAGCUAGAAAAAAACAAAUUAUUUGUUAAAGGUAUAUUAUUUAUACGAUUAUACAUUGUUUUAAUUUCAUUCAAUAUUUAUACAAAUUAUAUAGAUACAUUCAUUAUUAUUAUUAUAGUACGUUAUUUAAUUAUACUACAACAUAUAUUAUUUAUAAUAGGAUUACCAUAUACCUAUACAAAAAUAGACAUUGAAAACAUUUUUAAACCAUAUGGAUCUUUGAAAGAUGUUCGUGUUGUCACAUUCAGGAAUGGUCACUCUAAAGGAUUAGCAUAUGUAGAUUUUGAAGAUGAGGUAACACAAUAUUAAUUCAAUCAGUAUUAUUCUAUAAACUUUAUAUUUUGUUGGAUAAAUAGAUAUCGGCUGCUCAAGCAUUGUUAAAAACUGACAAUAUGGUUGUUCAUGAUAAAACAAUAUCUGUAGCAUUAAGUCAACCACCAGAGCGUAAAAAUCCUUCAGAAAAUAAAAUACCAUACCCUCCUGUUGCAAAAUUUAGAUCACAAGUUCCAAGUUUAUUAAUAGGACGGUAAGUUUUUUUAUUAUGAUAUUUGAAAAAGUAUUGUAAUAUAUUUAUAUAUAUUUAGUCGUGAUCAUGCUCGCACAAAACUAUCCUUGACACCAAGUGUACUGCAAAAAAAAUCUUUGUUAACUGCUCCAUCAACAUCGACAUCUGGUAAUGAUAAAACUGCAUUAAGUAAUGAUGACUUCAGAAAAAUGUUACUGGGUAACAAAUAAAACUUAAU